Daldinia vernicosa is the source of this 1247-nucleotide messenger RNA. Its product is annotated as FeS cluster assembly scaffold IscU. Lineage: Eukaryota; Fungi; Ascomycota; Sordariomycetes; Xylariales; Hypoxylaceae. The coding region runs from base 194 to 757 and encodes 187 amino acids. The record is from RefSeq and is a predicted model, not a curated record. Gene Ontology annotation, biological process: iron-sulfur cluster assembly; intracellular iron ion homeostasis. Gene Ontology annotation, cellular component: mitochondrial matrix; cytoplasm. The transcript is spliced from 2 exons. Gene Ontology annotation, molecular function: 2 iron, 2 sulfur cluster binding; ferrous iron binding.
CUUUACCUCAUCAUCUCCGAUUCAUAACCCCCAACCUACAAAUUUCUACGUCUUCGCUUCCACCUCAUCCGCAAUAUAGUCCUUUCACAAUCGCCAUCACUUGUUCAACCAGAAACGUAUCAAACAAAAUUCCAUUUCUAUUGGCAUUAAUCCAUCUCGACCACAUUACGACUUGCAUAUUUCAUAUCUCAAAAUGCUUGCACGGACGCUAGCAACCGCUGCUCGACGAGUCGUCGCAUCAGCAGCUCCUCGCGUUGCCACCCGCCAGACUCUCAACCCGGCCGCCAGCAUUGCGCGCCGAUCAUACCACGAGAAAGUUUUGGACCACUACAGCCGACCGCGCAACGUAGGCUCUAUGCUCAAGUCUGAUGUCGACGUCGGUACCGGCCUAGUCGGCGCCCCAGCAUGUGGCGACGUCAUGAAACUUCAAAUUCGGGUCGAUCCGAAGAGCAACACCAUAUCCGACGUAAAGUUCAAGACUUUUGGAUGCGGCAGCGCUAUCGCAAGUUCGAGCUACCUAACAGAGCUGGUGAGAGGUAUGACCCUCGAGGAGGCAGGCCGUAUCAAGAAUACCGAGAUUGCCCAGGAGCUUUGCCUACCACCUGUCAAACUUCAUUGUUCCAUGUUAGCCGAGGAUGCCAUCAAAUCUGCUAUCUCCGACUACUACGGCAAGAACCCUCAUGCCAAGCCAACAAACCUUGCUGGUACUGGCGCAAAGAUGCCCAGUAUUAGUGAGGCCGCGACGGCAACUGCUUAAUGAUGAACACACGGAACCGAACGUGAAGGAUUCAUUCGUUACUUGCAUGGGAUACGGAGUUUAGAUGGGGAAUUAAAAGUCGCGGCUUUGAUACGCAGUCCAAACGGGGAUACCGGUAUGUGACUGCUUAUGAUAAUUUGAUAUCGCUGUGCGUUGUUCCGUUGUGAGGGAUUUUUGAUGUUACGGCUAUUUUUUAACUCAGGCCGAAGUUGAAUGCGAUGAACUUUGAUCUCCUCAGUAAUCGAGUUAUCAAGCUUAGGUUUUCGAGCACUCAUUAAGAGAUGUACAAUAGUCCUCGCUCGGAAUAAAAUCGUAAAACCUCGUGGCUAUUUAAUUUUUUAUUAAUGUUUAGUGAGGUGCAUGGCUGUAGCAUUUACUAUGUUGUAAGUUAGGCGUCAGGAUCCAAAGGAAUUAGGGUAUUCCCAUUCUCAAUCGACCUUUAUGCAAUGAAUAACUACCUCCUACUCGAGUCACGAUGAGAGCAUGUCUG